Molecule: messenger RNA, 1324 nt
Organism: Exaiptasia diaphana
Lineage: Eukaryota; Metazoa; Cnidaria; Anthozoa; Actiniaria; Aiptasiidae
Product: octopamine receptor 1-like
Exons: 1
Coding region: 51-1082 (343 amino acids)
Biological process (GO): G protein-coupled receptor signaling pathway
Cellular component (GO): membrane
Molecular function (GO): G protein-coupled receptor activity
Source: RefSeq, a predicted model, not a curated record
GAUAGAAUCGCUGACAAAUUUACUUGAUCAAAUUACUGGGAUACGAUAAGAUGAAGGAAAUACCCGAGAGCAGUACUAUUGCUGUUGUGAUUGAGGUUACAAUUCUUCUAGCUAUCAACGCGGUAGCGUUUUUUGGAAACUUUCUUGUCUGUUUGGCUUCGUUUCGAAACCAUCGCCUUCGUACCACCACCAACUUGUAUGUGAUAGCUCUUGCCAUUUCUGAUAUUUUAGCGGCUUGCAUCACUAUGCCGCUAACGUCUGCAGCCAUCAUCAAAGGACGAUGGAUAUUUGGUCCCGUAAUUUGCGGGAUACAGGGGUUUUUCGUUCAUUUUCUUAUCUAUGCGUCUAUGCACACCAUGGCUUUAACCGCUAUCAACCGUUAUUUUCGCAUCGUCAAACCCCAGAAAUACAAAACGCUUUUUGGCGGGAAUCGAGCUGCCAUCUUUCUUGCUCUUGUAUGGAUUCUAGUGGCCUUCAUUGUUGGUUUGCCCCCAGUUCUUGGCUUCGCGCAGUUUGACUUUCGUCCAGGUUCAUCGCUGUACAUGUGUAUUUUGUACUUUGACAGCAAGCUCGGUGAAGUGACUUUCUUGUUGGUCAUAAUCUUUUUGUAUGUAGUAUGUUCUCUUGUGGUCAUGGCCGUGUCAUACAUCCAAGUAUCUAGAGCUAUCCGCUGCCACAAUCUUCAGCUAGGACACACUAUUUACCUUAAUAAAAGACUUACAGGAAUCAGUGUUGAGGAAAUUCGCAUCACGAAGACGCUUUUUGUGUUGGUUCUUGCCUUCACGAUAUGCUGGAUCCCUGUUUAUACCGCAGUGGCCAUCAUUAGAUCAGGGUUGGGUUCUUUGACUCCAAUAGGAUCUCUCUUUGCAACAUAUAUAAUCUGCAUCACGAGCGCUAUCAAUCCAUUUGUCUAUGCGUUCAAAAAUAAAGCAUUUAGAGACGAAUUCAAGCAGAUUUUAAUGUGUUUUACUUCUUGUAAAGAACGCGUCUAUCCUCGAGAAGAGUUAGCUGAGAAUCGACCGAUGGUGUUGUUGUCACAGAGACUUAAUACUCAAUCAAUAAACAGUGAAAAACAAAGAUAGUUCAUGGGAAACUCUUUUCGUGCGCUCCAUUUCUUGAUAAACAUAUCAUUGAACAAAUUUGCUACCAUCUAAUCAAAAUAAGCACGCAUGUACUUGAAUCGUAAAAGGGAUUGAUAAACUAAAAAACAGUACUGAAACGCAAGUGGGAACUAGAUACUGGAAGUUGCAUUGUGUCAGCAAUAAGGCCGGUUAUGGCCACUUGGUUUGAUAUAGUUACUCCGGCAUAGUUUUCAGUGCCGGAU